GGAAGAUUCUUCUGAAGACAAGAAGGUCCUGAAGUACUUACUUCCUAGGAAUCAUGGAUCAGCUCAACCACACAUGGGCCCAGAGUUUCAUCCUUGCUGGUUUCAGUGCCCCCGGAACCCUGCGACCUCUUGCCUUCCUAGGGACCCUGUGCAUCUAUCUCCUCACGAUGGCUGGGAACCUGUUCAUCAUUGUGCUGGUCCGGGCAGACGCUGGACUGUCCACACCCAUGUACUUCUUCAUCGGUGUCCUCUCCUUCCUGGAGCUGUGGUACGUCAGCACCACGGUGCCCACGCUGCUGCACACCUGGCUCCGUGGGCGCUCAGCCAUCUCAGCGGUGGCGUGCUUCAUCCAGCUGUACGUCUUCCACUCCCUGGGCAUGACCGAGUGCCACCUGCUGGGCGUCAUGGCGCUGGACCGCUACCUUGCCAUCUGCCGCCCGCUCCACUACCAUGCACUCAUGAGCAGAAAGGUACAGUUCUGGCUGGCAGGGGCCACUUGGGUGGCUGGCUUCUCAGCGGCACUGGUGCCAGCCAGCCUCAUGGCCACUCUACCCUUCUGCUUGAAAGAGGUGGCCCACUACUUCUGUGACCUGGCACCACUGAUGCGGCUGGCUUGUGUGGACACAGGCUGGCAUGCUCGAGUGCAUGGGGCAGUGAUUGGUGUGGCCACUGGCUGCAACUUUGUGCUCAUUUUAGGACUUUAUGGGGGUAUCCUGAGGGCUGUGCUAAAGCUUCCCUCAGCUGCCAGCCGGGCCAAGGCCUUCUCCACCUGCUCUUCCCACGUGACUGUGGUGGCCCUCUUUUAUGCCUCUGCCUUUGUGGUCUAUGUGGGGCCACCUGGGAGCCGCUCUGAGGGCACAGACAAGUGUAUUGCCUUGGUGUAUGCCCUUCUCACUCCUUUCCUCAACCCCAUCAUCUAUACCCUUCGCAACAAGGAAGUGAAGGAGGCCGUGAAGAGGGUCACUGUCAGGAUUGAGACUAUUCUGAAGGGACCCUAAUGAGCUGUACUGCCAUAGCUCAGUUGCCUGGCCACAAGGGAACCAGCUGGUUGAUUAGUCAGUCAUCCGGUCAGAGUUCAAGUACAUACUUGUGAACAAAUCCAUCAGAUUAUUUGUCAGACAUGCUGAAGAUGCCCACGCAGGGGGACAUAUCUGGGUUAAUCAGAUGUGGAACAUGUAGAGGGAAGGGAGGUGUGUCUUUGAUUCCAUUCCAAUCUGAUGGGGGAGAAAUGGCAAAGAGAAAAAAGGAAAAAACCAGGGGCUCAAUGCAAAUGUUUUUGCUGAACUUCCAACCUGGGAAGACAGAGCAACACUGAGCAGAAGAUAAUCUAAAGCUAAGCGGGGUGUUAGUCCAGAAGAAAGGGUGGGAGAGCAGAAAACAAGCUUGAAGCUAUGGCUCCCAGGUGCAGUGGUGAGCACAGGUGGGGAGGGGAGGGUGGUGGGCUGUCAGCGGGCAAGGGCAGCUCAGUGCGGGGUAGAAUACCCCCACCUCUGGGGCAGGAGGCUGGGAGCUGCACUUCACAGUGUGUUCUUUACUGCAGCAAGAGGUCGGUGGUGACAAUGGGGUGUUGGCUGAGCUCUUGCCCAACGUCAUGGACCAUUCCAGAGAAAGGAUCUGCAGCCAUGCUAAAUAAACAGAAACAGGAACAAAGCAGCAAACAAAGAGCUUUACAAGUCUUGUAGAAUAAGCACUCACAUGCAAAGUAGAAAACAUGUUGAAAGAGAAAGUAGGGUCAUAUUCUGUGUCUUCUUCUCAACUCUCCCUCCCCCGUCCCCCCACCUUCCUGCACAUGUCUUCUACUGAGCAAAGUCUGAAAGUUAAUGCUCAGGCUCAACCUCUGGACCCUGGUGACAGGUGAAUUGAAGGUCCAAUGCCUGUCAAAGCAUGUCAGAGGGUUAAUGACAGACGGGACCUAAAUUUUGGCAGAGCCAAGGCCACUGUAAGAGUCUUGAAUACCCUAUUUAUUUUUCAUUUUUAUACAAGUAACUGCUAAAAAACUCAAACCAAUUAUUUUUGGUAUGUCUGUACUAUGCCAGCCCACAGUGAGAGCUGCUCUCAAAUGUGCAUAUUUAACCUUCAUAAUAUCCCUCUGAAGAAGGAAGAAUCAUCCCAAUAUUUAUGUGAGGAAGAUAGUAAGAUUUCUGGACUGCUGUGAAAAGACAUGGACCCUGCCUGGAUCUGUGGGUCCGUGGGUCUGAGGGUCAGUGUGUCCACCCGGGCAGGCAUGACCUUGGCAAGACACAUGGUCCCAUCCUUUCUGCAUGAGUGCGUGACUGUUUACAUCCCCUCCUGCUUACAGAGCUUCGAUUCCGUGACUACAACAUGGCUUAAGGAGAACUGAGCCCGGGCAAGAACCCUGUGGGUCAGACCUGGACAUCCAACAGAGAGGGGAAGGUGUUGGUCCAAAACCUUGGUUUUACUUCUUUUUAAC
Messenger RNA from Suricata suricatta (meerkat), 2431 nucleotides. RefSeq names its product olfactory receptor 6N2-like. Gene Ontology annotation, biological process: G protein-coupled receptor signaling pathway. Lineage: Eukaryota; Metazoa; Chordata; Mammalia; Carnivora; Herpestidae. The record is from RefSeq and is a predicted model, not a curated record. The transcript has 2 exons. Gene Ontology annotation, molecular function: olfactory receptor activity; G protein-coupled receptor activity. Gene Ontology annotation, cellular component: membrane. Bases 54 to 998 code for a protein of 314 amino acids.